AUGCACAAGCCUCUAGUCGCCACCACUACCACUGCCACUACCGUGCCCUCCUCCGUCACUUCCACGGGCUCUCCUUGCGAUGGCUCGUUGGAGCGCUGCACUGCGCCUACCAUGCUCCAACAGUCGCAGGAAGCCCUCAUCCAUGUGCACACCGCUCCGCGAUCCCCUGGAGUCUCUGUGGAGGUGCAAACCACGGCUCUGUGCUGCGCAGCGGCUGCGGACGCCGCGGUGGCAGAGGCGAUGGUGGAGGUCCAGCGACUGAAGGAGGAGCACGAGAAAGCCGUGCAGCAGGUAGCCGCACUCACGGCGCGGUUGCACGAGUUGGAGGCAGCUUGUGAACAACUCACGGAAGAGAAUAGUGCCUUGAAGGCUGCAUUCUCAGCAGGCAUGGUGAAGACUCACGAGGCCACACGUUCUUCCCCCGCUACAGGCGGCCACAACAACACCUCAAAACCCUUCAGCACAGACACUGAACACAGUGAUGACCAGACAAAGGCGUCAGUAGCGUUGACGACUGAGGCCUCAGCAGUGGGAGACGAAGAUUCAGAGGGAGAGGAUGAGGAGUAUAACAAUGAGGACGUUCAUCAUCAGUCCAAGUCUACCAGUCAUCGCAGCGGUGCUGGAGGCGGAGGUGGUGGCGGAAGUGCAAAUGGUUCGGGAAACUACGCCAUGGGGAGUCAGUGCCUUGACUCGGGCAUGCUUUUGCGUCAGGGUAUCUCCCUUUGGGCGCGAUCCUCUUCCCCCGGUGAUGCUGUAGAGAUCGUGGCCACAGCGACCACCACUGUACCCUCUGCCGCGGCUGCUGCUCCCACACCACCACACCUACCUUCCUCCACAACGGGGGCAGCGAACAAUCGGUCCUACGUGAAUGUGCAGAACUCACGUCCCUCUGCUGCGAGAACACCACUUGGAAAGCAACACCAAUCGCCUGCCUCUGGUGGCAAUACUGGUGCAAGUGGUGGUGGAUCGCAAGAUGUGGAAGGGUCGGAUGACUACACUGCACCCAACGAGACGGGCACCCCGAGUCCUGCGCCAGUUCUGCCUGUAGCAGGUCGAGCCGGCAGUGGUGGGAUGGUGCUGCGCUCAACGCCCGCUCACUUCGCACCUACAGGUGCGCACAGAAGCGGAGAAGCUUUGGUGGAGUACUCGGUACCUCCGCAGACGGGUGGUAGUGGUGGCGGCCACUUGAAAAAGACGCCUCCCAUUGUGCCCACUGCCGCUGCCGUCGCCAUUGCCCCAACGUGGAAGCAUCCGCCUUACGAACGGAUUGUGCGUGGCGUGGAGUGCAUCAUUGUGCGAAUCAGAGCCCUUCUUGAUGCGGCGAACGGGCGGCGGUUACCCGAGCAGGUGCGCUCCGCGCAGCUCAUUCAGGCGGCGGUGCAGGAUCUGGUAGUGCUCUUCCCGCCCAUCAGCAAGUGCCACCUAACCGUGGGCGCGGCGCUCACCUCCCUCAUGGGCAACUCUCAGAAACUGCGCCUCCACUGUGAGGCCGCCGCUGCGACUGCGAGCACUGAACCCUCCGGUGGUGGUGUUGGUAGCAGUAACAGCAGUCAACUGAUCACCUUUGCACACGAAAUCGCCAGUGCCGCCAAAACCAUUCUCAACUUUUUCCAGGCGGAACGCCACUAA
This is a messenger RNA of Echinococcus granulosus, 1629 nucleotides long. Its product is annotated as centaurin/arf-related protein. The record is from RefSeq and is a predicted model, not a curated record. Gene Ontology annotation, biological process: regulation of ARF protein signal transduction; brain development. Gene Ontology annotation, molecular function: GTPase activator activity. Lineage: Eukaryota; Metazoa; Platyhelminthes; Cestoda; Cyclophyllidea; Taeniidae. The coding region runs from base 1 to 1629 and encodes 542 amino acids. The transcript is spliced from 4 exons.